Salvia hispanica is the source of this 1566-nucleotide messenger RNA. The record is from RefSeq and is a predicted model, not a curated record. NCBI's taxonomy places the organism in Eukaryota, Viridiplantae, Streptophyta, Magnoliopsida, Lamiales, Lamiaceae.
UCUUCUAUCCCAUCACGUCUGUAAAUUUGAAUUUGCCAUUGUGUUGCGAUUAGAUAUAGGAGUACUAUUGUAUCCCUUGAACUGAUUAGGGCUUCAAACAAUCAGGGCGUGGUCAAUUUGAUGAUUGAAUUUUCCAUUUCUUAGAGGCGGUUAUGUUUCUGAAUCAUUGAUUUGAUGGAAACAAGUGAUGUAAAUUGAAUUCGCGUAUUCUUUCUCUGCUACACAUUGCAAAAUGAUCUUAGUGCUUUCAAUUUGUUUUUUCUUCCUUUUCUCAGUUGACUUGCUGCUACAAUUAGGCUGAAAUUAAAUUGUUGAGAGCUGAAUUCGAAAAGCAGGUAGCAUAAGGAACUGUUGUUAGCAUUUUGAGACGGAAUGAAAAGGAGAGCUGUGCCACUUGGAGCUGCUUUGCACUCAAUUUGUUACAAAACUAUAAAGUCACCUGCCCUUUCAUCGGUUGACAUUGUAGAUUCAUGGGAUUCUGCUUCCAAGCUACCUGAACAACCAUGUAUUCAAAAAUUGUCAAAGAAUCAGACUGCGAAGAUAAUAGAUGGAUGUGCAAUUGCUGAUGGGAUAAGGUCCAGAAUAGCUUCUGAGGUAAGAAGAAUGAAGGAAUCGAUUGGACGGGUUCCUAGCUUGGCUGCCAUAUUAGUGGGUCAACGAAGAGAUUCUCUAACAUAUGUACGCAACAAAACAAUUGCUAGUGAAGAGGUUGGCAUCAAGUUUAACUUGACAUCCCUUCGUGAAGAUUGUACGGAAUCUGAAGUUUGCAAUGCUUUGUGUAGAUAUAAUGAGGAUCCAUCAGUUCAUGGUAUUCUUUUGCAGCUUCCCUUGCCGCAGCAUUUGGAUGAGGCGAAAAUACUGAGUUUCAUCAGUCUUGAGAAAGACGUAGAUGGUUUUCAUCCUCUUAAUAUUGGACAUUUAGCAAUGCAAGGAAUGGAGCCACUAUUUAUUCCUUGCACCCCAAAGGGUUGUAUUGAGUUGCUUCUGCAGUCUGGCGUGGAGAUUAUGGGGAAGAACGCUGUGGUGAUCGGUAGGAGCAACAUUGUUGGAUUACCUAUGUCCUUGUUGCUGCAGAGGCACCACGCAACUGUGACUGUUCUUGAUGCACUAACGAAGAACCCAGAAAAGAUAGCCCGUGAAGCUGAUAUUUUAGUGACGGCUGCUGGAGUACCGGAUUUGGUCCGUGGCAGUUGGUUAAAGCCGGGGGCAGUCGUUCUUGAUGUUGGAACAAAUCCCAUCGAGGACUGCACGAGCGAGCACGGGUAUCAUCUAGUUGGAGAUGUUUGCUUUGAGGAAGCCAUAAGAGUAGCUUCUGCAAUCACGCCUGUGCCGGGAGGAGUUGGACCUAUGACCGUUGCUAUGCUGCUUUGCAACACUCUUGAGGCUGCAAAACGCGCCCUCAAUUUUACUACUACUACUUGCUAAUGACUGUCAUUUUAUAUCCUCCAAUAUUUUGUUUAUGAAUAUAUCUACACAUAUUGCUAUUUUAUAAGUUCAGAUUAGUGUCUGUAUGUAUCUAAUUGACUUAACUAGGUUUCAUUUGAAGAUGACUUCUUUCCUGGAGUA